This is a messenger RNA of Penicillium concentricum, 1161 nucleotides long. Its product is annotated as ESCO family N-acetyltransferase. Gene Ontology annotation, molecular function: protein-lysine-acetyltransferase activity. The transcript has 2 exons. Gene Ontology annotation, cellular component: chromatin; nucleus. Bases 1 to 1161 code for a protein of 386 amino acids. NCBI's taxonomy places the organism in Eukaryota, Fungi, Ascomycota, Eurotiomycetes, Eurotiales, Aspergillaceae. Gene Ontology annotation, biological process: mitotic sister chromatid cohesion. The record is from RefSeq and is a predicted model, not a curated record.
AUGCCGUGGACAGUUACCAAUUCAUUUAAGAGAGGACUUAUGAAAACUUACGGACGACCAACAUGGCGCGUCUACGAUGAUGAGCGCGCCGCAAAGAAAAGACGCGUGGAUGAGUCGGAUGAAGCUGAGGCCAACCUGCAAUAUGCCAUCCGUGAAUCUUCAGCAGCCGUGCUGUCGAGCCCAUCGCGUCGGAACUCCUUGUUGUCGGAAGGCACGCUCGAUGAUAUUGACGAUCUCACCACACCACCAUCGUCACCACCUCCGCGGUUAACCCCACCGCCAGCAAACACCCGCAAGCCAACAUUCGCCUUUCUCAAGCGGAAGCACAAGGAAGUCCCGACCGGAUCGCCCUUGACAGAGGUCAACUCGAAUAGUGUACGCGCAUCCGUGGACCCACCCAAGCAAAAGGGUCAGAAACAGCCCGUCAUGCGCCAGAUGCAGAUCGACCUAGGAAAUGAUACACGAAAGACCUGUGUUACCUGUGGCAUGGAAUAUAUCCCAUCCAAUACGGAGGAUGCGGCACUGCAUAAAAAGUUCCACGAGAUGAAUGCGACUGGGAUCGACCUGGGCAAGGCAUUUAUGCGUGCGAACGCCUCACGCUGGGUUUACGAGGCGACUCGAUUCGAUGAGGGGUACGUGGUAAUUGUGGACCGCAAGGCGUCCCCCAGUGCCAAGAGCCAAGCGAAGAAGGUUCUUGAAGUUGUCAAUAAAGAGCUCUCAUCACCGGAAAUCGACGACGAGACCCUCUGGAGCCAAACGGAACCACCCAAACAUUUACAAGAUGGUCCGACCGAGAAAGUAGAUCGGUACCGGGUAUUUCUACAUAUGAAGGACAGUCGCUGUGUCGGGCUCUGUCUGACCGAGCGCAUCUGGGAAUCGCGACCGGUGGUGAAAGAAAAUGGCGAACACAAUGGCUCUGUCUCGACACGAGAUGAAAUCCGCCCGGCCAUUGUCGGAGUCUCUCGCAUCUGGACCUCCGGAUCCUCGCGGCGAAAGGGAAUCGCUUUAGAUCUCCUCGACUGCGUGGUCAUCAACUUUAUUUACGGGAUGGAAAUAACAAAGGCACAAAUUGCAUUCAGCCAGCCAACGGAGAGUGGCAAUCGCUUGGCACAUAAGUUUUUCGAGGGCGAAGAGACAUGGCAUGUCUAUAACGAGCGGUGA